Messenger RNA from Ipomoea nil (Japanese morning glory), 1157 nucleotides. Its product is annotated as GDSL esterase/lipase At5g62930. The coding region runs from base 106 to 846 and encodes 246 amino acids. The transcript has 6 exons. Lineage: Eukaryota; Viridiplantae; Streptophyta; Magnoliopsida; Solanales; Convolvulaceae. The record is from RefSeq and is a predicted model, not a curated record. Gene Ontology annotation, molecular function: hydrolase activity, acting on ester bonds.
CAUUUAUUGUUGAACGGCAACAAAUCGUCAGGAGGGAAGUUUAUCGGGUGAGUUAAACACUUGAACCCAGCCGUCAAGGGAGUGAUCUGUGGAGAACGAACAAAAAUGAGGCCUCAGAUAAUACUAUUCGGGGACUCCAUCACUGAGCAAUCCUUCAGAUCAGGAGGAUGGGGUGCUGCUCUUGCCAACAAUUACUCUCGCAAGGCUGAUAUUCUGAAUCGUGGGUACGGUGGAUACAACACUAGGUGGGCUUUGCUCUUGAUGCAUCACCUCUUCCCUCUGCAAUCUAUCCAGUAUCCUGCUGUUACCACUAUUUUCUUUGGGGCAAAUGACGCAGCGGUUUCUGGGAGGACAAGUGAAAGGCAGCAUGUGCCUCUUGAGGAAUACAAAGAAAAUUUAAGAAAAAUGGUUCAACACCUCAAGAAAUGCUCACCCACCAUGGUACUUGUGCUUAUAACUCCACCACCAGUUGAUGAGGAAGGCCGCUUAGAAUUUGCUAGGUCUUUAUAUGGCGACAAAGCAACGGAAUUGUCAGAAAGGACAAAUGAAGUGGCAGGAGAGUAUGCAAAGCAGUGUGUUGAAUUAGCCAGGGAGUUGGGUCUCCCGUCAAUAAAUCUAUGGUCCAUAAUGCAGGAAACAGAGGGUUGGCAGAAGAAAUUCUUAAGUGAUGGUUUGCACCUUACGCCAGAUGGCAAUGCUGUUGUCUACGAUAAACUUGAGAAAGUUCUCAGUGAAUCUUGGUUCUCUGCUGCACAGUUGCCCUAUGAUGUUCCUCACCACUCUGAAAUUGAUGGAAAGAAUCCAGGGAAAGCUUUCCAGAUACAAUGUCCAGGACUACAACAAUAAACUUCUCUAGAGGAGGUUGCGGGUUUCCAUCGUCACUCAAAAGAAAAAACAAUAAACUUCUCUAGAGGAUUGAUCUUCAACAUGUCUGUGCCUGUUUGCAAUAAUCUUGUGAUAUUUCUUGAGCUGGUGCAAUGUAAUUGCAAAGCAGAGCGACAGUGCAAAAACUUCAUUUCAAUUGAGAUCAUCAUUUGUUAUCUUUUCUGAAAAUUUUUCCAGCACAAUCUGAAUGCUGGUGUGCUCUCAUGGGAUGGAAAAUAUUGUGUAUUCAAAACCAAUUUGAAGUUUUAAUUACACCAUUCUUUUGUUUUUAA